This is a messenger RNA of Xyrichtys novacula (pearly razorfish), 18362 nucleotides long. Lineage: Eukaryota; Metazoa; Chordata; Actinopteri; Labriformes; Labridae. The record is from the annotation of a GenBank genome assembly.
AUUGUUGGUGUUAAGAGCUUAAAAUAUUUAAUAAUGCACUGUUGUGUGUUGAAUAAAUGAAUGUGUGUAGUUAUGCUUCCUAUAAUAUUAAAAUAAACAGUAAAAAAAUUGGAAACCACUGGUGUUAUUUUCAGGUCAUUGUUUUGUUUGCGUCACUUAAUGAGGUAGCUACCCACUGCGCAUGUGCAUAAUCAUGGGCAAUCAGCUAGCAGGUGUUCGUGGUAAGUUUAUUUAAACCCCACGGUUUUUUUCGCUGCCUCGUUGUUUAUGUGUGCAGAGAAAAACUAAACUUGCAAUGCAUUUAAAAAAUCGCGGAAACUACGUUGGUUUCCUUCUAAUUUACACCAUCACAAUAACAACUCUACCCUUAGGGAGCUGGAGCUGGACGACCAGAGCCAACGGGAAACUGCAACAGCUCGACUCAAGACGGCCAAGAGAGUCGAAAAAUCCCCCAAACUGGGAUAAACUCCACAACAGCCGUAAAGAGACAGAAACUUCGACUAAAACUCCACCGACAAACUGCACCGAGGGGGAAAUUUGGGCUGUUAUCCACGGAAAGUUUACCAUUGUUGGUCUACUUGAAUCUAACACUCCACAUGCAGGAUUCCAGUCAGAUUCUGCUGUUUCAGGUAAGUGAGAGGGCAGUCCCAAAUACCAAAAUAAAGGAUGAGAAGUCUUAGUUAUUGUAGUAGGGAACUGGACUCUAAAUUUGUGCUCUUGAUAAGGUCGACUGCACAAACAUUUCAUGAACACACACACUAAAAUGAAUUCUUAAAAGACAACAAUUUCUCAGAAACAGGUUUUUGAUGAAACUCUUUACGCUUUGCAGCAACAUUUAGUGACAGGAAAACUCAUAAAAUCAUUUUUCUUUUUUCUUUUUUCUUUUUUUUACACUUAAAAAACAGAUUUUGUCCCCUGUGAUGUGUUCUUGGUGUUUCGGGAAUAUUUUUGUUUGAUGAAACAUUAUUGUGUUUUGACUAAUUAUUUUACUUUUUCCACUUCAUUUUGUUUUCCUGUUAAUGAAAUAUUAUUUUAUUUGGAAAGUUUAACUCAGCGCACAACAUAUGCUAUCACAGAUUUCCCCCCUCAGAUAAUGAAAAUAAAAUGUUUUAAGGGUAAAAAUACGAGUUUGUGUAUGUAUGUAUUUGACUGUACAUGAUGCUAUGUCCACAUAAGAGGCUACUGUCUGUUCACUUGGGGUUGUAAUGAGUCAAAAAACAAAGACUUUUAAAAUGUAUAAUGUUCACUUCUCAUAGCAUGAUUAUUUAAAGAAAAUGGACAUGAAUUUUAAUUAUUUUAUUAUUAUUAUUAUUAUUAUUUUAAAUGAAUGUGCAGUAGAAGUUGAAGUAGGUCUUUCAACAGUAUGCCAUUCUUAAGCAGCGGUUAUGAAUACAUUGAUGUCUAUGAGGGUUUUUUGGAGAUUUAACUGCACACUGGCUUGGCUUAGAUGAACAUGUGGUUCAUGAUUACAUGAUUGAAAAUAUGAGAAUAUUUAGUAUUAGAAAUUAAAUAUCAAACAGCAUUUUAGCUUUAAUUUUACCUGCUGUUUAUGAAUUUAUUUGAGAGAUCCAAAAGGAAUUUUGUUUUGCCUCUGUUGCAGAAUUACCAGCAAUUAAUCAGGGAGUAGCUCACAGCUGAAUCCAGCUUCAUCUUUAAGUAGUGUGAAGGCGUGACCAUCAUACUUCGGCUUCUGUCAAAUAUAUAGAAAGUAAGACUUUAGUGGAUCAUAUUGGGAUUUAUUGUGCAGCCUUGGCACGGACAGCCUUUUUCGAAAAGGGGUCCUUUUUAAAAAACUAUCAGAGGUCAAAGAUUUAGGACAAAGAGAGCAGACACUGUAUUCGCUAAGCUGUGAGGUGGUUUGUUUUUGUUCAGCCCAGUCCAAGGAUGGCCAGCGAGGGGUCAAAGGUCAACAGCACAGUGACUCAGAGGAGAGCUGGCAGAGGUUGCAGCCUGUGGUGGAGUGUGGAGACAAAGCCAUGACCCUGACUGUAAGGAGGAGACGAGCUGUUCAACUGCUGCUGGACAGAGGUAUGUUUUCAGCUCCUCAUUUACCACAAAUACUUGAGUUCAUGUCUGGUACAGUGCACUGAGUUAGUAUUGUGUGAUUAGUGUUAUUUCUGAGAUGAAAGUAAAUUUAGCAGUGGUUCCAAGUCAACUUCUUCAACAUAUCUUAUCUUAAUAAAGGUUAACAGCCUUGGUUCAGAGAGACCACAAAGUGAGGCUCACAGAACAUCAGCGCACCCUGAUGCCAGCUCAGCUACUUACCUUAUACACAUCACUCUGUCUUCUUCCUCUGCAAACCACAUUUCAACUCACCUCCACCCCAGCUCUGCCAUUUUAUGCUGUCUGACUUUACCAGUGUAACAUGUUUUACUGAUGGCCUGUUGUGUGUUUGUACCCUAGGGGUUUUUGCUGCUGGUCUCCCUGCCUCAGUCUCUGGCAUUUCUCAUACAGAUGUGGAAGGACAGGGAGCCUUUAAAACAGACAUCCCUCCAUAUAUGACUCAGUGUGUGAAAUAAAACCCCGAUGACUAAAGUGGUCCUGACAGAAAAAUGUUUUUUCUUUGUGUCUCUUCCUUUCUCAGAGAAUAAGUCGUCCCUACCUUUGUCCCAGCUGUCCCCUGAGUGUGGUUACUCAGUGCUGUCCACAUGGAAAGACCUCAGUCUGGUGGCUCAUUAUGAUGCCUGCCAUGUUACACAAGAGGUAAAAUACACAAUUUAUGCACAUAUUUUCUUGUAUCAGAUACUUCUGUACUGUAAUGUAGUCAUCUAUUACUGCAGACCUGGACUGGUUAGACUUGUAGUUUACAGUAGUGGAAAAAAAGUUGAUAUACUGCAUUAAGACUUUCUCUAAAGUCUCUAAGUGCAAUUUCUUUUAGUACAGUCACAGCCAAAGCACUUAACACAUCAGGAAAAGAUGUUAAAACUUAAAACAACUUAAAUAUAUAAGAUAAAAUUGAGGAUUAAGUCAUUUUGGUACCCCUGAUCAACUAAUUACUAAGGCCAUGUGUUUUAUUGAAGAUAAAAAUUUUGAAGAAUGUGGUGGAUUAUCAAAAGUCGCUUUCAAAGCGUAAACCAAAGAAUUUGGAAGAAUUAAAGGAAGUAAUUCUAGAAAAAUGGGACAAUUUUUCCUCCUAGUAGUGUGAAAGGUUCAUGGAGAACAUGCCAGCUAGGGUUAGAGCUCUACUGUGUGCUAAUGGCAGGACUACAAAACGUUAAUUUGAUGAUUUGAUGGUUUUUUUGUUUGUUGUUGUUUUUUCAGUUUUGAGCACAUUCUGUUGACUGUGAUACCGACAAUGUUGAGAACUGACAUGUUGAAACUUUAAAGGAUUUUACUUUUUUACACAAAAAAAGCAUUUGUUUGCGUCUGACUGAUGCAGCUACACCUGUUGAAACACACAAAAAAAAAUUUCUGCAAGUAUUUCCUGAAAACAUUUGAGAUUGUAUAAAACUUUAAGGGUGUCCAAAAACUAUUUUUCCUCUACUUUAAUUUUCUGUUGGCAAAUUGAUCCACUAAAAAUGUAUUAAUUGUACAUCUGCAUGUAUGGGGCAUUGCUGUGGAUGUGUAGGUGAGUUUUAAGGGAGAUUUUAUACUCAAAGUGAGACAGGUGAGUACAGUAAUUGCAGGAUAAGUUUAUAUUUACACUCUGUCAUCAUUUACGACGGACAAGUACCCUAAACAAUCUUUCUUAAAAGAGACUUUAAAAGGGAAGUGUACUGUCUUGAGGUUGUAUUCUUCUUGGAUGUGAAAUCUCUUGUAAAAAUGUAAAACUUGUGUUCAGGAUGACCACUAUGUCUUGCCUCUGCUUUGGAGGGGGACUCCAGUCAGGGUGUCAUGCCCCACCUCUCAGAUGGAGCCUCAGGCUGCAGGUCCUUCCUCCCCCUGCUGCUCCCCGUACGGUCUGACUGUCAAAGUGCAGGGACUGCCUGACGCAGAGGAGCUGAGGGUAAAUGGUAAAACUCACUUUGACUUUUUAUUCUACCAUCAUCAUUUUAAUGAUGCGCCACCUCUGCCUGCCUUAACAUGACUUCCUCUCUUUCAGUCAGAGGAGAGUGGACCCCUUUGGAAGCAUUAGCUGAGCAGUGUGGCUACACUGUGGACAGAGGAGAUGCAGAGAUUAUCUUCACUGCUCCAUAUAUUGCAUGUGGCAUCACUGUAAAGGUACACUUCAUUAACUGUACCAUUUAAAACUUUGAUUUUAAGAAUAUAACAUAGGGCUGUGUACUGAAUUGUAGCCAUAAGAUUACUAUUAGACACCAGCUCUGAAUGGCAUAAAAAAAACUGAAUUUACAAUCAAUAAAACAAAAAAACAAACUCCAAAAAUGUAAUAAUAAUUUCUGAAGUAGUAAGUUUAAUUUUUUUAUACAGUUUACACUGAGAGACACUAAGAUAGUCAUUUAGCAGUGUCACUAGACAUAUGGGGCUGAGGAGAUGUCCAAACAUUUCACUGUACGAUUAAUUUGUUGUUAUAAAGUUUACGCCAUUCUGUAAAUAUCCCCUGAGUCAUCAAAAACCCCCAACUCUAUUUUCAUCACUCUUUCCACAUUUAUGCAAAGCCAGCAGCCAAGCAGCAGAGUCUUCCCUGUCUCUCAGGGAAGACUCCCUGAUCAACUUCUGGGAGACUGAUAGAUGUGGGUUCACUCAUUCAUUUUUCUUUCGGGGUGACCACUUAUCCUCCUUCCCCUAAUAUGGUAGCAGUAUUUUUCAAUGUUUUUCUUGGACAUAAGACACAGUUUGGCUAAGUUUCCCUUCAUUUUUUUAAAAGUAACAGAGAAAUAUUUACUUUACUGUCUACUUAAACAACUAUCAAAGUCAGACAGCUGUGUUUAAUUUCAGUCAAAUAAUGUAUCUAGGUAAAUGUGCAUUAGCUAAAUUAAUAAACUUAAAGUAGGUCACUUGAUUAAUCACCGGAUUAAUGAUCAAUAGGGCACUUGAUUUCUAAUAUAUUAAGUUAAAACAUCCUUAAUAUUAAACUUAGGGGGUUUUAUUAAUCUGUCUACACAGCACAUUUAUCCCAAAUCUGCCAGGAGCUCAAAAAGUGUGAUCAUCAGUUAAAUUUUCAAUAUAUUUGCAUUUUACAUUGUUCGCAGUAUAUCUAAAUACUUAUUUCAUCCAGUUUUAUGCUUCAGUCUUAAACAGUCUUUUUUUUUCAGGGUGGCAAACACACACUUGCUCUACAAAUAAGAGAGAAGAUUUUCACUCUGACGUGUCCUGUCUUUGGCCCUGAAGAUCCUCCACUCACCAAUCAGCCUCCGAUAGACAGCUAUGCUCAACAAACGGAGCAUAAACCACAGUCCAAUGAGCCUCUCCCAUGGGCUCCACCUUUCUACCUGGCCCCACCUCACUACCCCCACCCUACCUAUCACCACACACAUCCUCCUCAUAAUACAAAACUACCUCCCACUCCCCAACCUCCUACCCCUGGUCCUGUGUUUGUCCCACGGGCUCACCCUCCUGUCCACGAUCAGACUUAUAACACCCAGCAGGAGGCUGAACAAGAUUAUUCCAGUCAUCUUGAUGCCCAAAUUUCCCCUCCAUCUUCAGACCAUGUGAAGGAUACGAGUAAAGAGCGUCAAGAUCUGCUAACAAAACCGGAGACACCGAAUUCUGCACAUUCUCCCGCCUCAGAAGCAGGAUUUCCCACUCAAGUCGAAGCGCCUCCACUCCAGCAGCUCAGCAAUGCCUUCGCUCAGUACUAUCACUACUACCAUCACCCCAAGAUCCCUCUUGAUGGUCCUGCCAAAGAUCCUGAUCCAGGUCCAAGGAUUCCAAAAGAACAGCCACCUCGCCCUGUUUCCCCAGAGUCUUUCCCCAGUGCCCAACCAUCUGAGGCUGCUCCUGAUCCUCACUCCCCUCCAGCGAGUCCUGGAUUCAGUCAUAAGACCUCCAGAUCUAUCAAUCCUCAUCCUCCACCACAUUACCCCCACCACUACUUCUAUUACUUUCCACAUACUGCAAGAGACGAGGCUGAAAGACCACCUCCUCCAGAUUCAAAAGAAGACGAUCAACACUCAAAAUCAAGCAGUUUUCUUCUUGAAAACUCAUCAGAGCACAACUUAAACCCUUACGCAGAGAAACCAAAGCCAGAUGAAGUGAAGAACGUUCACAGUAAAAGUGCAGAAAGGUUACAACUUCCAUUUUUAUCUGAUGAAGAAGAUGAUGGAGAAGUAGCAGAUGUAGCUGCUAACCCACGAAGUUUCCCUCCUGAUCCAGAUCCAGUUCCUACUCCUGAACAACCCCCUCUCCCCUCUCCAGCUUCCAGCUAUCAUCACCCUCUUUACCCAUACUAUCUCCACCUUUACUACUACUAUUAUUACCUCCACCUCUAUCAGCAGUAUUUUGGAACCGGGAGUUUACCCAGCAAUCCCGACCAUGUCUCACCAACUCCAUCCAAACAAGCUCUAGACCCUUUGCAUCAAACUUCCUUCACUCCACCAGAGCAUCCAUCCAGUCAGACCUCUACUCCACCUACAAAACCAAAGGAUGAUUCCCACGAUCCCCACCUACAUCCCUAUUACCACUCCGACUUCCACUAUCAUCCUGUAGAGUCUGUAGACAACCAAGAACCACAUCCUGCAGAAAGAUCCUCCUCUGAAUCAGAAUCUUACCCUCCCUCACAUACUGACGACAUCGAGAGGGAUCCAUGGCUUCCUACUGCAGAGGAAGGAUAUCCCAGCAUGCCUCUGCAACUGCAAAGCCUUUAUUCCUAUUAUAUGACUCAGCAACAUCCAAAUGAUCCUUUGGAGCAUCCUGAUGGAGAAGAAGAGAAGCAAGUCGACAGUGAAAUGGAAGGUAAAGGUUGACAAUGAGAAUAAUUGUGAGAUGUAAACUUUUGUGUAGUGCUUAAAGUCUGCACAGGGGGACAGAACAUGUUUGGUUUUAGACAAGCAUGAGGCUCAGUGUUGAAAACUGAAGAUGAGUUCAAGUGCAAAAAGCUGCAACUCCUCGAGGGCCUGUUUAUGUCCUGUCUCAAAAAUGUUUUUUUGGGGGGGGGACUCAAUAGCACAAUUCAGUAUUUGUCUGCACUGCACAGGACUUCCAUUUUUUUUACAGUGCAUCUGUCAGAUAAAAAGUGUGUGGACACAUUUGUGUAACUCGGCUUGUAGCAGAGUUGACAAGUUUGUUGUACUUGUAUGCCAGAAGGGUAGAUUCCUGCCUUGGCCUCUCCUCUUUGUUUGUGUUCCAAGUCAGUCAAGGUUGAAUCAGCAUUUACAAACUGCCAUCUUUGGGUUUAACAAUGCUUCUGUAAAAACAAACAACCUGAUGGUGCAACAGAGUGUUCCAAGCAAUGCAACCCAUUGUUUUUUUUAUUAUUUUUGUCCCCCUUUUCAAAUUGUAACAUCAUGGUUAAAAUUAUUUUGAUUUUAUUUAUUCCACUUUUUUGAGCCAGAAUUUGCUCAAUUUUGAUGACAGUGUUGUUUGGAAAUGUUACACAUCUGUUCUUAAUAAUUCAAUCAAUCCAUCAGGAAUGAUAAAACGACUUGUUUAGUUGCAAGUUUUUGAUGUGCAAACCUAUAGCAGCUGAGCUUGAGCCAGUCAACUUUUAACUAAUUCACAAAGAAAAGCAUCAAGCCAUUCAAAAAGAAAAAAGAAAAGGUUUCUUCCUCCUUAACACACUAAUCUCACUACAGGAGAAGUGCUGAAAAAUAAAGGCUAAGCCCCCUGUACUGCUGUGGGGGACUUGAUAAGUCACAGACAGGCUGGCACUGUCCAAAGACAAAUAUGUAAAUGGACUCUACUAAUUAACUACUGCAACUACAGUCUUAAAAUGUUUCCCUCUCAGUCACAGGCCUCUUGACUGAUCUCGGCUGAUGAGUCACUGUUGUUGUGACUUGUCAAUCACAGGAAGUCACAAUUAAAUAAAAAAAAAAAAAAUCCCUGCAAGCAUAAUUCACAAAAUGACUACCAUCCUAAAUUUGAGAAGGCUCAAAUUUGGUGAUGGAGAUAAUAAAACUGUUGUAAAAAGGUUUUCUGAAGUAAAAUAUCAGCCAAGAGAGGAACUUUCCCUUCUUUAUACUGUUCAGCUUGUUCACACGCCCCCUACUGGCUGUUUGAAACAUUGUAGAUUAGAAGGCAUUAAUACUUUGGCUGAUUUUGCUACCAAGCAUACGCUCUUAAAACACAGAAUCAAUCAAUCAGUCAAUCAGACUUUAUUUAUAAAGCUCUUUUCACACAACAAUAUUACAAUGCAAAAUUCUGUACAUAAAAUGAAAAGGUAACAAGGUCAAAUUUUGGCCUGCUCUUGCCAUGCCAAAAUCCAGCUCUAAGUCUUUGUUGAAACUGUCUAAACCUCUGAAUACAACAUAUUCUGUUAUAUCUCCUGCUGUUGAAUAGAUCUCUUCCGGUAAAACAAGCUCUCCUCUUUGUGUUCUCACUGCCUGUGUUCAGACCAGCUCAAGGCCGACCUGUACACUCCCUUUGCCUCACCCUGCUGCCUUGGCUGUGUGUCAGAUAUCGACUGCAGCACCUUCCCGGGCUGCUGUUUGUACUUAGUAGAAGGUGAGUCUCUGCCAAAACAAAUCCUGUCAACACAUGUCAGACAAAAAUGAAUCGACAAUUGGUUAAAAGCGGCUGAUUGAUGUACGGCUUUCAGGCUUAGACGCCCACACCCAAACCCUGAAGAACUAAAGAAAUCUGUCAUCUUUGUCUCCUUUGAAUAGGCCUGAUCAGAUGGAUUUUAGACACUUUUAAACAUUGUGUUUCUGUGUUUGAGCUCACAGGCUGCACAACGGGACAGCAUUUCAUCUUUGUGGUGCCUGACUCUGCAGUGGAGUCCACAGUGUCCUUCCCAGCUCAUCCCUCCGAGGUUAGUAAAGCUUACUUCUCACUGCAGAGGCUGACCUUUGACCCUGGCAUCCACAGUGUGUCCCUGGGUGGCUGCGGAGUAAAACAACAAGGAGAGCAGACUUGUAUUGAAUGUGGACCAAAAGGGCAGUGGGUUAUGACGCUGCUUUGACAAAGUUUUUAACCUUGAUCAGCGUUGGAUAAUCUCGUGAAGCUUUGACUGACCUUGUUAAUGUUUUUUUUCAGAGUCACCUUCAACAAAAAGCUUCAGACAGCUUUUAAUGUACUGUAAAAUUUCUCCUUUUUUAUCAGGUGUUUGAUCAGACAGAUUCUUAUCUGUUUGAAGAUCAUGGAGUCCACUCGUUUCAUCAAGACCCCACUUCUGUGCAGGAGAACUACACAGGUAUGGUGCUAAUGUGCUAUUUUUGAAAUGCUUGUUUAUUAUUUUCUCACAGUUGUAUUUAAAAUCAGUAUAAAAGAACACUUUGUAAAGCAUGUCAAAGUAAGACAAAGGUGUCGAUAUCUCAGCAGUUGAACAUGCCUCCAUUCACUCACUCUCUCCAACACAUCUUAUUAAGCAAAGGUGUUUCCCCUGCCUCCCCUAAUCUGUAACAGCAAACUUCAGAACUUCAGAUACAACAGGGAAGGUUGGGGAAACAACAUCAUAAAACAAGUAAACAAAAGUGAAACUGGUUGAUCACGGUUUCUGACUCCACCCUCUGUUCUGUCCUCUCAAUGAAGGCACAAAAAAUCCCCAAAGUAACCACAAGAAUAUCAAACAGGUGCAUCACUAACACUUAUUAACUUACUAACAAAUAUUUUUCAUUACUCAUUGAAAAAAUUAAGAUUGUGAUAUAUUCUGGUCUCAUUACAUGCAAACUAAAUCUUUCAGAGUGUAGUAAGGCGUACAGCUGAAAAAACAAACUUAUUACCCUAAAGAAGAUAUCUUAUUUUUGAGUUUGAAUUCCUUACUGUUUAAACAGAAUAAACUCCACCUAUACCGUAGUCUGCUUAGAGACUUGAAACCACAAUCAUAGAGAAGACAGCUGACUUGAUUGUCUAGAUGAUUAUUGACACCCUCUACAAAGAGAGUAAGCCACUGAAGGUCAGUGAUGAAAAGACCGGCUGUUCAGAGUGAAGAAUGUUAAUGGAAAGUUGGCUUGAAAGGAAGAAGAGUGGGAGGAAAAGGAGUCCAAACAACAGGGAUGACCGCAGCCUUGAGAGGAUUGUUGGGUAAUGUUGAUUCACAACCAUGGACGAGGUUCACAAGAAGAAGACUGAUGCUUGAGUCACAGCCUCAAGAGUUAUUGUGCACUGACGUGUCCAGGAAAUGGACCAUGAGUGUUGUGUUCCUACUUUCACAACACUCCUGAACCAGAGACACCAAAAGAGUCUGCCUGAACUAAGAAGAAGAAGAAGAAGAAGAAAAAGGGGACUGUUGCUUAGUGGCCCAAAGCCUUUUUCCCCAGAUGCAAGUGAAUGUAGCAUCUCAUUUGGCAGUAGAGGAGUCUGGAGGAAGAUCGGGGAGGCCCGGAAUCCAAGGUGUUUGAAGUUCAACAUAGUUUCCACAGUCUGUGAUGAUUUGAGGUGCCAUGUCAUCUGCUGCUGUCGGUCUACUGUGUUUUAUAAAGUCCAAAAUAAAUGCAGCUCAAAGUCUUCCAGGAGACUUUAGAGCACUUAAUGCUUCUGAUUACACUACCUUUCCCAGCAGGACUUGCACCUGCCCACAGCGUCAGACAACCAAAUGUUUUUUCUGACUAUAUUAUUUUGCUUGAUUGACCGACUACGUGAAUGUCAUGAGAGGAACAUGUCAAGAGGAAAAUGACAAACACCAGACUAGAAACUACAGACCAGCUGAAAGCAACCAGGGCCUCAAUCACACAUGAAGAAAGCCAUUACCUGAUCGCUCUAUUGCCAAGACACGAUGUAAUUCAUGGUAAAUGAGCCCCAAUAACUUAGGGUGACCAUAUUCUGACUUCCCGAAAUGAAAACACGACCACGCAGGGUAGGAGUCACAGAGUCGCACAAAGUUAAUUUUGAGAGUUUUUCAUGUUGGAUCGAGAGUCUCUUACGCGCUUCACUAAGUCCACGUGACACAAACUCGAAAUUUACGUACAAAACCACAGACAUUUGAAGGAUUUUAUAAACUUCCCUGGACUAACCCGGACAGCCCCGCAAAAAGGAGGGCAUGUCUGGGUAAAAGCGGACAUAUGGUCACCUUAAAUUACUUGAACGAAUGCAUUUAUCAGGAGAUGGACAUUUCUGGUUGAAAUCCUUUUUGAUUGGUUUUAGAAAAUAUUACAACAAUUUAAGAAACUGGAUUUCUGCUUUUAUGAGCUACAAACCAAAACCACCAAAAUUCAAGAGAAAGCUGGUUUAAAAUAUGCAGUUAUUAAUAACAAUUAUCACCCUUUUGAAUGAAAAUAUAGCCCAAAAACAUUCACAAUAUUCUAAUUUUUUCGAGCUGCAUCUGUGUCCGCUUGUGCAUGUGAGUGAGUGUGUGUGCACGUGUUAUGACAGUCUUUAAUCUUUUAAAAGCAUUGAGUUAAAAUAUUGUGAUUAAUAUACUUUGUUGUUAAGAGAGUGUGGCAGCUUUUUUUCCCCAAUUUGCUUAACUUCUUUAAUUUCUUUCCAGGUCCUGACAGUGAUGAUAAAUGAAAUAAAGAUAUUACACCACAGAUUUCUAGUUUAUCUCACAGAAAAAAAAAACAAGCACACAAGUUUCAAUGAACAGGAGAACAAAAAGUCUCCAUACAACAUUUAUUUUUAAAAAUUCUGACCUUUUAAAACAACAUAGUGCAAAGCUAUGGUUGGUUCUACAGAGUGCAGUGAAAAAGUCAUAAACAAGCAACUUAAGGCAACUUUUUCUGUCGAGACAGGAAACUAUGUGGGUUAGUUUGGUCACAGAAUCAUUGGGCAGGAAGUGAACAGUUGGGACUACAUGUGAAUUACAGGAAGGCAGCACCUUAAGACCCACAUAAAUGUUUAUACAAUCAGAAAGAGAAAAUCUGAGGAUACAAGAGCCUGCAGAUUAUCUUGUAAAGGAAGGUCCUCGACUUAUUUUGUGCCCACAAACAUAUUAUCUGCCUCAUAAGAUUUAUAAUAUAAAAUAAAAUGCUAUGUUCUCAAAACCCUAAAAACUUCUUUCAAACCAAACAUCAAACCUCAAGUUAAAGCUCUACACGUGAAUUUAGGGAGAAUAAUAAUCAAAUAAUGCUCACAGCUUCAACACAACCAGCGGUGCUGUGAGUAAUUUUUACAAGCAAGAGAAACAAAAUAAAAAAUAAAGCGUCUGUGUUUAAACUAGGGCUGUCAUACUUUUCCAAUUAGUAACAUGCAUAAAAAUAACGUGCAUAAAAAGUACCGCAGAGUAACUGCACUCUAAUGUUGUACAUCACUGAUUAUUAACAACUAUCCACAGCAUCUAAAGAACAUGUAACGAGUAUGAUUGGCUUUGAAUUCAGCCACUUUGAACCAUCUGACACCUACUUCACAUAUUGGCAGGUAUUUUUGAAAACAGAUUUUUUUCUUUUUGUUUCAAAAUAAAGACUAUCCACAUGACCGCAAAGAAACAGUGGAAAAAAAACAAAACAUUUUAGAGUAAGGAUGUCAGACCAGUAAGUGGUGACAACGUGAUCAGUUAACAUCUAACACUUCAUAAGAAUAUUGUGUGCAUGCCUGUUUAGCAUCUCUAUGCUUUUUAAAGUUAAGAAUUAGAGAUGUAUAUAUUCACUUGCCUUUGUGCUGCUACACAAUUAUUGAGAAGAGCUAAUUUUCUACAUCAAUCACUGAGCAGAUGGAGAUGAACAGAUUGUUAAGGCUGCUAGCACGUAGAGUGUUCAUUUGGAAACAUAUUUGGUUGGAAACAGUGAACUAUUGUUGAAUUUUGGCUGCUCCUCAAACUUUGAAAGGCAGUAUCAGGCAGGGGUAAGAAGCCAUGCUGAUCACAGUAGUUUAUUAACACUGAAUAUGAUGAAGCAUACAGCGCAAUGAAAACGUGGGAGUCAGAUAUAACUAUUGAGAAACAGGGUAAAGCAGUAAGUCUGCCUUUGGCAAGCUCUUACAUGUUAUUGAUAUCUGCGUUUGAUAGUUUUGAUGUCUUGACAGCACUAGUUUAAACAUUUGUUUCGCAGUCACACUGACUAAUUUAAAAGCUUUAUUUGAGUUAGUUUGUGGGAUUCAGCUUCCAGGUUUUUUUUUUGGUCCAAAGUUAUCCCAACCAUACUCAAGUUUUGAACAAAAACUGAAAAUUUAAGCUAGAAAAAAAAAGACUUAAAAAAAAAAAAAGUUAUCAUGAACACUGAUUUUAAGAUCUGAUCUCAGCUGGAUGACCUAAAUCCAAUCAGAUCACUUCUGAAAACUGGGCCCUGGAAGACCUGCAGGAUUAUUUUUAGUCAAGAAUGUUCAAAAAAAAAUAAAAAUAAAAUACUCACUUUCUUCUCUUACUCUCUAACUAAGAUAUAAAACUAAACAGUUGAGGAUCAGUAGUUGACACAUGGACAAAAUCAACCUGUAAACAUUUCUUUGCUGGUUUAAAGCGAUGGUCCACUUUUGAUGGGGCAGAGGAGGACUGAUGAAGGGUCUUAAACCGAAUCAUCCCCUCAGUACACGGUCCGAUAGUACGCAGCCACGUCUUGCUGGACCUCCUUGACUUGUUUCAGAAGGAUGAUGGUGCAGAUAAGAGCGACGACCUGUCAAGCAAACAAAGGGAGGAAGGGACAGAGAGCUGAAGAGCCUGAUGACCUGCUCAUCAUCACCAUGAGGACUGAACCAGCCACUGAGUGAGAAAAAGCUCCUACUAUUAAUCUACAUGCAGAAGUAUCAACAGAAACUAAAAAAAGGCAAUCUUUUUUGAUUGAAAAUGGAAAAACCCAACCUUGGAUCAGAGUUUUUAAAAAACAUGUCAUUGCUGAUAGAAAAUAUGACCUAAACUUGCAAGUAUUUUGGGAGAUUAAAGGCUCCAUUAACUCUGGAAUUAAUAUGAAUCCUGGCUAAUCCAACCCAAGUACAGCUGCCUGUACUUGAGAAGACUUGAGAAGAAGGACAGAUCUGGAGUCAGUUUUUAUGGUGGUGCUCAACAGACAUAGACACACAGUAAAGACAAAGAGUGCUCAGUGAGAAAAUAUAGAUUGUACGACACAAAUAAGGUUAGUAUCUGAUUGUCUCAGUGGUUAGUUCUCAAGAACUCAAACAUGUCUACACGAAGAUGUCAAAUGAAGAAGCUAUUGGACUAUAAUUUCUUAUUUUCUGUUGUAAUCCCUUCACUUCAACAGGUUUUAGUAAACCUGGGCCCCUUUUCACGUAUUAUAUCAGGCAAUACAACUACUCUACACAGAUACCAGAUACUAAACUGCUAAUUUUGCAGUCAUGAUUUCCCCCCUCCAGGUUGGAUUUUCCCCUUUAAAGGAAGCAGAAAAUGCCCUGCAGUGGCUGUGUACAGGAACUGAACAGUUAAAAACAGAAGCUGCCUCUUCUCUACAGCAUUGUGGUUAAAACAAGACAGGCUGAAAGAGAGAGUGUAAAACUGACGAGCACUUUAAGCCUCAGGCAGAGGGAUGUUUGCAGCAGUGAGAGGGGUGAAGACGACAGGGUUGGGGUCAGGGUGGGGGUAUAAGGUGUAGAUAAAGUCAGGUUGUGAGGGUGGAGGGUUAGCCAGCACAGGAGUGGACUGAGUCAGGAUGAUGUACUGAGCAACAGCAGCAGACUGUUUGAGCUUUGAACUGAGGGUAAGGCUGCAAAUCAGAGCGAUGAACUACGGGACGAAGAGGAAUAGAAAGAAGACAAAGAAAUAUGACAAUGAAGAAGGGGAGGGGGGUUAAGAGAGACAGAGGGAAACACAGGGGUAAAAACAUGACAUUAGACACAACAAAAGCAAAAGACUGACAUAAAACUUUAAAUAGAAACUGAGCCGUAUUAAACACAAGAGUCCCUCUUAGUGGUCACUGUGGCUGCAAAUUAGACACAGCUUUUCAGUUGAACCAUAAUGUAAGAUAUAGGGGAUGCACAAAAUAUCGUGGCCCUGAAUGUCAAUGGCACAAAUAAUUUAGGAGGCAAUAAAUACACAUUUCAUAAAGCACGAAAAAAAAUUCAUUGAGUCGUGAAAAAAAUCAUAAGCAUCUAACAAAAGAUGAAAAUGUUUCUUUCCAACACAAAACAUGUUUUAAGGGAUAUUCCGGCGUCAAAUUAAUCUAGGUUCAAACACACUGUAACAUCGAGUUAGAUACCCCCUCGAGAGAUGACUGUUGUUUACCGCUUGCUUCUCUAGUUAUACCAACUUUAGUAAUGACCGCACGAUAGCAAUACACAGCGGUCUAUCACUCUAUAGCAACAAAUAAUGCUUAGAACAGCACCUAACUUCAUCAACAGUACAUACAGGGUCCCAGCCAUAGUACUAGCAACUAAACCCCUUUUUUCAUUUGCUGAAUUUCUUUAGCAAAGAGACAAAACACAACUCACCCACUUUCCUCCAGCAGCCGCUUGUUUGUAGCGAGACCUCAGGCCAAUUCAUUAUGGACUACAGCGGGGUGAAGCAGCUCAAGGAAGAACAUUUAUGAUUAUUUCUUAAUGGAAAUGCAAUCAGUCCGAGACGCUAAGGCAGAAGAACUAUGGCAUCUGCAGUGCAAAAUGAUUAAUGUGGUGACUAUUACUUAAAGGAAAUGAUAAAGUAAUGAUCAUAAAUGUUCUUCCUUGAGCUGCGUCACCCUGCUGUAGUCCAUAAUGAACUGGCCUGAGGUCUCGCUACAAACAAGCGGCUGCUGGAAGAAAGUGGGUGAGUUGUGUUUAUUCUCUUUGCUAAAGAAAUGAGACAAAGUUAAAAAAAAUGUUUGGUGGCUAGUACUAUGGCUAGGACCCUAUAUGUACUGUUGAAGUUAGGUGCUAAUCUGAGCAUUAUUUGUGGUUAUAGAGUGGCUUUUUGGUUGAGGUUUGUUGAUGGCUCCUCAGACCGCUGUGUAUUGCUAUCGUGCGGUCGUUACUGAAGUUGGUAUAACUAGAGAAGCAAACAGUCAGCAACAUUCAUCUCCCAAGGGGGUGUCCAACUCGGUGUUACGAUGUGUUUGACCCUAGAUUAAUUUGACGCCGGAAUAUCCCUUUUAAGAGAACAAAUUCUAAAAAUAAAAAAUGUUUUUUGAAAACAAACCAUUUCAUCUUAACUGAAAGUCACUUUGCAUUUACUAAUCUGAUGUGGGUAGGAAACUACAGUCAGCUGACAAGUCUGUAGCAUGUACGUACAUCAGAAAAAGCAGCAGUGAGACACUUCCUCAAGAGAGUGAAGAAACAUAACGCUCGAGUUCAACUGAGGCUGUGUGGAGCAUCAGUGUGGUUCAGGUUAUUGCCAAACAACAGAAAGUGGCUCUCUCUAGCUGUUCUAGACAGCAAACCUCAUUGUACUGUUAUCAAGAACUGUAAUCUUUUCAUCUAUGAAGGCAAACAGUCAGAGCUGCGCCGACUAAAGCAGCAGCUCACAAUCAAAAUGCUGAAAUGGACUAUAUGCAAAAAUAUUUUCCUACCAAAAGAGCUCCAGUUCCAAUGAGGAUCCCCAUCACCAGCGGUGCUCUGCUGUCAAAGGUGGACAUGAUGAUCCCAGGACAGCUCUGCAGGAUGACACAGACAUAGCAAACCUUUAACACCCUCUUUCCUGGAGAGUCCAGAGUCGCUCAGUUUUACUACCUUUGAAAUUAAAUCACGUUUCAACUUACAGGCAUGACAAUGUGUUCGAAAAUCCCUUGUGGUUUGGGACACGUCUCUGCAGCAAUCUCCACCAGCGGGACCCCUGUCAACCCACAGCAGUGCAGCUGAAAAAUGAUCAGAGAUUAAAGGAAUAGUUUAGGAAAUUUAGGGGCCGUAUGAAAUCCUCUGUUUUAAACGUUUUUUUGUUCAUGCACUGUAAGUCCUCAAAUAAAGACCAGUAUUCAAUCCAUGACCUGGCCUCUUUAGCCAAAAACCCACAUGAUAAAUACGUCACAUUUUGUCAGCUGUUGUGUGCCAGUUCUAGUCAAUGGUUUUGCCACAGAUAAAGAUAGGUGCCCAGUCUAUUUUCAAUGGAGUCUGUUCCCAGAACGCAUCAAUCUGAACAGAGAAGAUCAACCUAGACAGGCCAUCUGGUUAAGUCCAAAAUAAAACACCAUAUGCAGACUCCUGACAGUGUAUCAGAUUACAUAGAUGUAAAAUACUGAUUGGUGAUGGAAUUGUUAACUCAAAAUAACCUCAUGGCGUAUCUGUGAUCUAUGGCAACAGUGUGACAGGACUAUUAUUACCUGCAAACUUUGUCUGCAGGUAAUAGCACAAUAAAAGUGGAACAUAAAUUAACAAUUACACAAUAAAGCAACCCUUCUUGAAAAUAAAUGAAUAAAUAACCCGUUGUGCAUAAUGGCACAGUCUGUAUGUGGGGGUUUGGCCACAGUCAGCCUUGGCCUGAUUUAACUCUGAGUACGCCCACAGGUUGGUAAAAAUGUCCCUUUAUUUGUGCUAAUAUGUAUUUCACAGUAAGGCUUGUUUGCUCAGAUAGAGAGGCAUAUGUUGCUCCAAGUGAAAUCAUACAUAGUGGAUCAUUUAAAUAUGUGCAAAAGUGAGUGACACGCAGUGAUGCUAUGUACUCAACAGUUCAGUUUAUGGACAUUUAACCACUUUUUGCUUAGUAAGAAAAAAAAAGUGUUUUACACUUUGGUUUAAUCCUUACUUCGCUUUAAAAUAUAAGCAAUUGAAAUUCUUAGAUGGACAGCAUCUUGCGUUCCAUUCAAACUCCUCUUGAAAGUUUAAAAAAGCCCAAAAUUUAGGAUAAAAUUAAAGUUUUUUAACACUGAAAAAUCUUGAUUGUAAAUUUCCUUCUGUACUAAAAGUAUCCACAAUUCAAAACAGUUUUGCACAAAGAUUUUCUCUUACGAUCAAGUUAAAAGUAGUAAAAAGUGUUUGUACUUACCAUCAUGUGAAUGAAUGUGAGAGUGACACGAACGACUGGGUCUCCAUUACUGACAUACAGAGCGUACAUGCUGCUGUAGAAGUCAGCAAUAUGCAGCCCAACCUGAACAGAAAUAAAAACAGAAACAUGCUCCUUAGUGUGGGUGUUUCUCUUUGGUUAAAGUCUUUAUCCUUUUUUCUUCUCUCACCUCAUCCUUUUUGGAGUAUGUGAUUACUCCAACAGCAACUGCAGCACCGGCCAGAAGAGCCAGAAGAACGGAGAACUGAGAGAAAAACAAGAACAAAACAAACAAACAUGUUUUAUCACCCUGAUUUAGUGCUUUAUUUACGUAUCACAGAGGCUCUUUCAUUAUUUCCACCAUAAUUCAAUCACUGUUGUUCUCUGUGAUCGACAUAGCAGCUUUGGGUUGAAAACAUGGCUGUAGACCUGUAGACCUGUUUUUACUAGCUUAUGUGCCUUUUAAUACUAUAAAGAGUAGACCUGCAGGACAUUGAAGAAAACUUAUACUGUCAUUGUCUUUUUUUUGUGAUACAGGAGAGGGGCCACAUCCACGCCUUGCUGUUGGGGAAGAUAAGGAAGGUGCGCUUCAUUCAACAUACAGAAUGUAACAAAAGCAACACAGGUGACAUUACAUCCUUCAGUCGUGAUUAUCAUAUUUUGA